Messenger RNA from Lethenteron reissneri (Far Eastern brook lamprey), 3363 nucleotides. It is a transcript of the gene LYSET, whose product is annotated as lysosomal enzyme trafficking factor. Lineage: Eukaryota; Metazoa; Chordata; Hyperoartia; Petromyzontiformes; Petromyzontidae. The record is from RefSeq and is a predicted model, not a curated record.
CCAAUAGGACACAGCAAGCAGCCAUGUCCCCGCGAGUGUUCACAGCACAACACUGAAUACAUGAAGCUUGGUGGCCUGCGAUCCCUUACAACACCGCCCGCCCCAUCCUAUGUUUUAUUUUGGUGUUUAUUGUUGUUGACGGUCCUACUCGUCCCCCUCUCUGUACGUCUGAAAAAAAACAAAAUCUUUACAAGCUCAUCGGUUUCCUCACGCAGUUCAAAGUGAGCGUUCCGAUUCCAUCGGCGUGACACGUGAGCGCACCAGAACGCACCAGCCCCCUUAGCAACGUGGCCGCUGGUUGCCGUGCGCACGCGUGACGUCAUCAACCACGACGGCGUCGUGACGUCACGCGUCGGCGUAUCGCGGCUCGCGCCGAUGCCGCCGGCUUCCUUCUGUGGCCGCUGCAACAACAACGGCGACGACGACAACAACGACGACGACGGCGGCGGCUAUCGACACAAAUACGUGGCGACGGUAACAAACUCCACGACUCCCGCGGUGCCUCCUCCGCCGUCAACUCUCUGCGCGUGACACCGGCACGCGAGGCACUGCGCGCACGUGCGCGGGACAGUGAGAGGCGGCGAGUCACGUGACGGGUUCUCGCUUCCCGGGUGAGGAGGAGGAGCAGGACGCGAUCGUCAAGCCCGACGUUUCGCCGCCAGGCCCUCGGGUAGCUCUCGCGUUGCACGAUCAGAGAACUCAUCUCUCGGGAGCUGUAACAACACUAGACUCUGGACUCUCCACCACUCACCCCGGACCUGAGCUCACGCCUUCUACCCGGGAACCAGGGCCGCUGCUUCCGAGCUCAUAAAAGCCGCCCCAUCACCGCACCAACAUCUCCCGGGGCCUGAGCUGCACAGCGGAGCAACAAAGCACCUGGGCCGCUCCCCCCCCCAGGAACCGAACCAGAGUCGUACUCUUCACUAAUUCUUCCUCCCUCUCCACUACAUCAGCAGCCGUGGUUUCAACCACGUCCGAACACGGGCAUGUUGGCUUCAGCAUCCAUAUGGCAUGGAGCAACAUGAACUUCCGCCAGCGGAUGGGCUGGGUGUGCCUGGGUCUCUACAUGCUGGCCAGCCUGGCGCUGGCACACUACAUGUUCGACGUGAGCGACUCGUACGGGGCCCUUGCCCUGGACCGCGUGGCCUCCGAGUCCGGCGCCCACGCAAGAGGCAGACUCACGUGGCUCAGGGACGCUCUGCUGUCGGCACCGCUCGCGCUGUGGGUGGCGCUGCUCCUCUUCGUCUACCUCCAGGUGUUUUGCUUCUUGGUGUCGUGCACCCGAACCGAGCCCAAGAAGGUCGGCUACUGCCUCUUCCCGCUCUGCCUGCUCGUGCUGCUGAGGCCACGGCAGCCACGCUUGAAGACGUAUGCUCACGCCAACAAUGGUGUGCAAGUCAUUAAUAUGUGAGGACGCUUUUGAGUAGUGUGUGUGUAUAUGUGUACCGCCUAUAGGCGCUCGCUUACCGCCCCAAUAGUAUGUUAAGGCUAUACGGGGGUCUUUGUUAUCGCCUAACCAUCUUAGCGGGGAUAGCAUGGCCGCGAUGGGCCAUUGAAGGCUCAGUUGGACACACGAGUUCCUUGUGCGAAAGAAAAUAAUUGUACAGUUCGUUAUUGUGAACACCUCAAUUUGGGGGAUCUAUUCCACAAUGAAAAACAGAUGGACCAAGGCCCAUGAUGCUUGUAUUUGCCAAUUGCUGUGAUAGGUGUAUUCGUAUAAACACUAUCAAAAGCUAAAACAUGUAUUUGUGACCCUUUUUUUCGACAUAUCACUGCUUGGGCCGGGAUUGUAAUUUAUAGAGAUGUACUAUGUUUCAUGUUUGUUACAGGUGGCUUUGGGAAAAAUAGAUUAUUUUCAGAACAUGGCUUCACGUAAGAGUAUAUUAUUGGAGAGUUUGAAUUUGAUGGUGGCUUUUUGUAUUAUUGACAUUGAAUACUGUGCAUUUUACCCUGUCUAAUAAAUGAUCAACCAAUUUUAUAAAAAUUCAAACUUUGAAAAAUAUGAUGUAUAAUUAUUACAAAUUAUGGUUUCUAACAAACUCUCGUUAUACACUAGCUAUCGUAUUUUACAAAGAUGGUAUUUGUACAAGCGUUACCAUAAUUGUGGUGAUUCAGCAAUAUUGCACGCUUCAAUUUGGACAUCAUCUCAUGAGUUUGCAGUUGGUCUCCUAAUUGCACCUCCUAAAUGUCUUUUAGGAACAAUAUAUUUGUAUAGGAUUAAAAAAUGUACCAUUUUCACUCCAAAAAGUAUGGAGACCAGGCCUCCUAAAUAGGAAACUUUUAUUUAUUUUUCCCUUGAACAAUUUAUUUUCUCUUUUGUUUUCUUUAAUGAUUUAUGUAAAAACAAAUGUGAAUUUCAAUUUGUAUUAAUUUCUAAAAGUGCCUUCUAUAAAUGGUUGUAAUAUAUGUGUGUUAAGGAUAUCAUUUGUACGUGUGAUACCCAUGGUAACGUGUGCACAAGAGCAGGUGCUGGAAUAUUGCCGUUAUGUCUGGAUUAUAAAACAUUACACGACGCACCUCAAGAGCUGGGAUGCGUCAUAUAAUCUGUUAGGUACGUGUGUGUGCUUAUGAUCAAGUUUGUAUAACCGUAUUGAUGCCCGGCAGAAUUCUUUGGGAUGUCUUACUUUCAGAAGUGUCUUACAAUCUGGAGGAUAUGGUAAAUUGCUUUAACAUAAUAGAAUGUAGAGUUAUACCUUUUUUGUUUGGCAUUUUUUUCCAUCCAAUAUACGAAUAUGAUACAUUGUAUCACCACUGCAUGAUGGGCAGUAUAAUAAGAGUUUUUGGUGUAUUUUACCCUUGGUUUUAUAUGACACAUAAAACUGGGAUAUCUUUUAUAUAUGUAUAUAAAUGGCAUAAUGAACAAAUUGCAUGACAGUAUACAGGAUCUGUUUUUUGGCCAGUGUUGACUACACGAGACUUAGGUUAAAGUUGAUUGUCUGUGACUCGGAGUUUGAUGCUGCGCUAUUCUAUACUUACAAAUGCAUAAGGUAACUUUGGGUUGCAUGUUAAAUGGCAUAAUCCGGGGUGGAACCUUGUGGUCUCUUCGUGGUUUGUCGUUUUUUCAUAAGUGUAUUCUGUGGAGCUGUUGGCAAAGAAACAUUUUGGAAAGUGUAACUUCAACCAAAUUAAGUAAUUCAGGUAACAUCUAUGUAAAACUGCACUUUUUCCAUCUUUUGUACAUAAGGUGUACAUAUUUCUAUCCACCGCCAUAUUUCCAAGCCCUAGCGAUUACAAGCAUAUAUUACAAUGGCUUUGUAAUUGCAAAUAACAUUCACUGCAAGGUUAAAGAGCUAAUUAAAAUACUGUACAUACAUUCAAGUUGAAUGUUUCUUCAUUGAGGUGGAAUAAAAGUGAUUCACAAUA